AUGCGCGCGCACACUACUCCUUUGACCUUUAAACUCCUGACUGGAGCAGAGAUUAUUGAUCGUACAGUAGACUCGCACCAAAUAGAUCUCCCUCCUUUCGGGAAGUACGCAACUGGCAUAUUCUUCCUGGACAAGCUCCAUCACCAGAACAUUGAAGCCAAGUUCUUGAUUCUCGCUGAGAGUCUUGGACUUAAAGUCCUCUGUUGGAGAACUGUUCCAACCAACAAUUCUACCAUUGGUCAAGUGGCUCGUAACUCGGAGCCAUAUAUGCGUCAAGUGUUUGUAACUGGCGAUAUUGACGACGAACAGCAUCUCGCCCGUCAGGUGUUCGUGUUACGUAAACGUGCGUCGCACGAGCUUAUCCUGCCCGGAGCUCGGUUCUAUAUUUGCAGUCUGUCGUUAAAAACCGUCGUCUAUAAAGGAUUGCUGACGUCCAACCAAUUAUGGGAAUACUUCAAAGAUCUGUCGAACCCCGCGUUCACAACGUACCUGGCUCUGGUGCAUACCAGAUUCUCCACGAACACCUUCCCAAGCUGGGAGAGAGCACAUCCUUUAAGGGUUCUAGCUCACAAUGGAGAGAUAAAUACGUUGCGAGGUAACGUGAAUUUGAUGAAGGCCCGCGAGGGUGUGAUGAAGAGCAACAAGUAUGGAGAAGACCUGAAGAAACUCUACCCAGUAGUGGAACCAAAUCUAUCGGAUUCUGGUUCCGCUGACUGCGUUUUGGAGUUCUUACUCCAUGCCGGAAAUCGAUCUCUCCCCGAAGCCGUCAUGACCAUGGUGCCAGAGGCAUGGCACAAUGACCAGACCAUGGACAAAGAGAAGAGAGACUACUACAUGUGGGCUUCUUGUGCCAUGGAACCCUGGGACGGGCCAGCUUUGAUUUCCUUCACUGAUGGACGGUACAUAGGUGCCAUACUUGAUAGGAACGGUCUCCGUCCAUCUCGAUUCUACGUCACAAAUGAGAAUAUCCUCGUCAUGGCCUCUGAAGUCGGCGUGUAUGAUGUUGAUCCUGAGAAAGUUAUUCUAAAGAGUCGCCUAAAACCAGGUCGUAUGUUGCUUGUGGAUACUGAGGACAAACGUAUCAUUCAAGACGUCGAACUCAAGAGAAAGAUUGCCCGAAGCAGACCGCAUUCGCAAUGGAUUCAAGAACAGAUGUCAAUGGAAGAUAUCCACAAAUCGAUACCACCGCAGAACGGUUCUCUUAACGGAGGUACCACGGAACCCAUAUCUGGUCUUUCGGAUAUGAGACUCGGUCUUUUCGGAUACACCAUCGAAUCGAUUAAUAUGCUGCUUCUGCCAAUGAUACAGAAUAAGAAAGAAGCGCUAGGAAGUAUGGGAAAUGACGCCCCACUGGCUUGCCUUUCUCAAUUCCAGCCUCUGCCAUACGAAUACUUCAAACAAUUAUUCGCACAAGUUACGAACCCGCCCAUCGACCCUUUCAGAGAGAAAAUCGUCAUGUCCCUAAUGUGCCCAAUUGGUCCCACUGCUAAUAUUCUGGAACCGAGUGCCGAGUUCGUUCAUCGACUGUUCCUGCCUCAACCAAUACUUUCUAUACCCGACUGCGAGGCUUUAAAGAAGAGUAAUUACCGGGGAUGGAAGACAAAAGUAAUAGACUGCACAUUCGAAUACACUGAUGGGCCUUUGGGCCUAGAGGCAGCAUUGACCAGUAUCUCUAAAGAGGCCCACACUGCUGCAACCGCUGGAUACCAACUUCUGGUGCUUUCUGAGCGAUUGGCCGGACCCAGACGAGUGCCAGUUAGCUCUUUGCUUGCUCUUGGUUACGGUGCAGACGCUAUAUGUCCCUACUUAGCGUUCGAGCUGGCGUUUUCACUUCGAAACGACAAUAUUCUAGACCCGACCUUAACCGACGCAGACAUAUACACGGCGUACCAGAAAUCUAUUGAGACUGGCUUGGCCAAAGUCAUGGCCAAGAUGGGGAUCAGCACCUUACAGUCGUACAAAGGAGCACAAAUCUUCGAGGCCGUUGGGCUCAGUGAGGAAGUCGUGGACAAGUGCUUUAGAGGCACGCAGUCUAGGAUUGGUGGUGUAACGUUCGAAAUAUUAUCGAAAGAGAUAUUCGACCGACAUGCUCUCACCUACGGAGAUUGUAAAGAUAUGCUGGUCUUACGGAACCCCGGAUACUACCACUGGCGCGCGGGUGGCGAAAAGCACAUCAACGAUCCGAUGUCCAUUGCCAACUUGCAGGAAGCCGCUUCUAACAAGAGCCAGUCCGGAUAUGACCGAUUCAAGGAAAGUGCGUUGGAGUCCGUCCGCGCCUGUACGCUUCGUGGUCAACUGGAGUUGGUGAAAUUAGACGAAUCCAUCCCGUUGUCCGAAGUAGAACCCGCUUCGGAGAUCGUCAAGAGAUUUGCUACUGGUGCCAUGUCCUUCGGAUCGAUAUCUUUGGAGGCUCACACGACUCUCGCAGUCGCAAUGAAUCGCAUCGGAGGGAAAUCCAAUACUGGGGAAGGAGGAGAAAACGCUGAUAGGUACUUGAAUCAGGACGCAGAAUUCAACAAGCGAUCCGCGAUCAAGCAAGUAGCAUCGGGUCGUUUUGGAGUAACAGCAUCGUAUUUAGCUCAUGCUGACGACCUACAAAUCAAAAUGGCGCAGGGGGCGAAGCCGGGUGAAGGAGGAGAGUUGCCUGGUUACAAAGUAACGGAAGACAUAGCGCGUACGCGAUGUUCCGUGGCUGGCGUAGGGCUGAUAUCACCUCCUCCACACCACGAUAUCUAUUCCAUUGAGGACUUGGCUGAGCUGAUCUACGAUCUGAAAUGUGCCAACCCUAGAGCCAGGAUAUCUGUCAAACUCGUAUCCGAGGUGGGCGUUGGUGUGGUCGCUUCUGGAGUCGCCAAGGGUAAAGCCGAGCAUAUAGUAAUCUCCGGCCACGACGGUGGAACGGGAGCAAGUUCCUGGACUGGAAUUAAAAGUGCUGGUUUACCUUGGGAGCUUGGAAUCGCGGAGACCCAUCAGGUGCUGGUCCUCAAUGAUCUUCGGUCCAGAGUUGUCGUACAAGCCGAUGGCCAGAUCCGUACUGGAUUUGACGUGAUGGUGGCAGCUCUCCUCGGUGCUGAUGAGUUUGGCUUCAGUACAGCACCUCUUAUUGCGCUUGGGUGUACGAUGAUGCGUAAAUGCCACUUGAACACGUGUCCCGUCGGAAUCGCCACUCAGGAUCCGGUGCUGAGGAAGAAGUUCGCUGGCAAACCGGAGCAUGUCAUCAACUAUCUAUUUAUGUUGGCUGAAGAGGUACGUGAACACAUGGCGGCCGUCGGAGUACGUCGCUUCCAGGAGCUGAUCGGUCGAACGGACUUGCUCAAAGUGCGUGAGAAUAACGACAACCACAAAGCCAGAGCUCUGAAUCUGAGUCUGAUACUGAAGAAUGCCUUACACAUGCGACCAGGGGUCAACAUCAUCGGAGGUUCUAAGUCUCAGGACUUCCAGUUGGAAAAGCGUCUGGAUAACCAGGUGAUCCAACAAUGCGCUGGUAUUUUGGAAGGUACUGAGAAGAAUGUCGAUGUCAGUUUAAGGAUCACCAACGAAGAUCGGGCAUUUACGUCCACUCUUUCGUACCAUAUUGCGAUGAAAUACGGUGACAACAGUCUACCUGAGGGUUCUUCAAUAAACAUAUCGCUGACCGGUUCAGCUGGUCAGAGUUUCUGCGCUUUCCUUUGCAAAGGCGUGACGGUCACUUUGGAAGGAGAUUCUAACGACUAUGUCGGCAAAGGAUUAUGCGGGGGCAAAGUUAUAAUCUACCCACCCAAGUGCUCCCCAUUCGAGUCUCACGUGAACGUGAUCGUUGGAAAUGUGUGUUUGUACGGCGCCACCUCGGGACGGGCUUAUUUCAGGGGUAUUGCAUCGGAACGUUUCUGCGUACGUAAUUCAGGAUGCGUGGCCGUCGUGGAGGGCGUGGGAGACCACGGCUGCGAAUACAUGACGGGUGGAACCGUGCUGGUGCUGGGACUCACUGGUCGGAACUUCGCUGCUGGAAUGAGCGGUGGUAUCGCGUAUGUCUACGACAUCGACGGCUCCUUCAAAGGCAAAUGCAAUCCAGAAAUGGUGGAAUUGCUGCCCUUGGAGAAACAGGAUGACCUAGACGUAGUAAGGACAUUGCUGGAAGAAUUUGUGGAGUAUACUGGAUCGAUAAUAGCUAAAGAAUUCCUAGAAACUUGGCCGGAACCAGCGAACAAGUUUGUGAAAGUUUUCCCCUACGAAUACCAGAGGGCGCUCAAACAAAUCGCUCUAAAGCAGCCUUCGCCGCCCAAGGUCGAGGCGAAUGGGAAGAUGGAGGAAAACGGUCUCGUGGAUAUUGAAGAGGCUGUAAGAGAUAUUGAGAAAGACAAGAAGAAUUUGGAGAAGAUAAUCGAUAAGACCAGAGGAUUCAUAAAAUACCCUCGCGAGACUUCGAUGUACCGUCCUGCAGAAAAGCGUUUACGCGAUUGGGAUGAGAUAUACAACUUUUCUCACGUCCGUCGCGGUCUUCGGGUACAAGCUGCCCGUUGUAUGGAGUGCGGGGUACCCUUCUGUCAGAGUCAGCAUGGAUGCCCCCUGGGGAACAUUAUACCCAAGUGGAAUGAUUUGAUAUAUAGAGCGGAUUGGAAGCAGGCGCUGGCGCAUUUGCUACAGACUAAUAAUUUCCCAGAGUUCACGGGUCGCGUGUGCCCGGCUCCAUGCGAGGGCGCUUGUGUCCUGGGUAUAUCAGAACCACCUGUUACCAUCAAGAACAUCGAGUGCGCCAUCAUCGACCACGCUUUUGACAACGGGUGGAUACAACCCGAGAUUCCAACGAAUCGUAAUGGCAAGACUGCGGCAGUUGUGGGUUCCGGACCAGCCGGGUUGGCGUGUGCGCAUCAACUUAAUAAGGCGGGGUACACUGUAAGCGUAUUUGAGCGUAACGACCGUCCAGGUGGGUUACUCCAAUAUGGUAUCCCAAGUAUGAAACUCGGCAAAGAUGUGGUCGCGAGAAGAAUCAAACUGAUGGCUGCUGAAGGCAUCUCUUUCAAGUGCAAUGUGGAUGUUGGCAAGGACAUAUCCGCUGCUGAUCUCGCGAACGAGUACAACGCGGUAGUCCUAUGCAUGGGUGCCACUUGGCCCCGGGACCUGCCGCUUAAAGGCCGGCAACUCAAUGGUAUACACUUUGCUAUGGAGUUCCUCGAGGGUUGGCAGAAGAAACAGGCUGGACCCACGCAGCAUCACGCCAAAAGCACGCAAUACAUCUCCGCUAAAGACAAGAAUGUGCUGGUUAUUGGAGGUGGUGAUACUGGCUGCGACUGUAUCGCCACAUCCCUCCGUCAAGGCGCCAAAUCAAUCACGACAUUUGAGAUUCUCCCAGAACCUAAGACGACGCGAGGACAGGAUAAUCCCUGGCCGCAAUGGCCUAGAGUUUUCAGGGUUGACUAUGGACACGAAGAGGUCAAAGUUAAGUUCGGAAACGACCCCAGGAAAUUCUCCACAUUGACGAAGGAGUUCCUUGAUGAUGGAGAAGGCAAUGUUUGCGGAGUAUCUGCCGUUGAGGUGGAAUGGACCCGUGGGGCAGGAGGCAGGUGGGAUAUGAAAGAGGUCCCUGGCACCAACAAGGUGUACAAGGCAGAGCUGGUACUCCUCGCUAUGGGCUUCCUUGGGCCGGAGAGAUAUGUUGCGAACCAACUUGAAAUACCAGUGGAUGCCCGUAGCAACGUAGAAACAGCGAAGGACAAUAUUUACAAAACUCCCGCCAGUAAUAUAUUCGCGGCUGGUGAUUGUCGCCGAGGGCAGUCGCUCGUUGUGUGGGCAAUUUCCGAGGGCAGACAGGCAGCUCGGGCAGUUGAUGUGUUCCUUCAGGGGCAAUCUUACCUACCUGGACCUGGCGGAGUUGUUCACGAUCACUAA
This is a messenger RNA of Pieris macdunnoughi, 5865 nucleotides long. NCBI's taxonomy places the organism in Eukaryota, Metazoa, Arthropoda, Insecta, Lepidoptera, Pieridae. The record is from the annotation of a GenBank genome assembly.